Molecule: messenger RNA, 2617 nt
Organism: Dunckerocampus dactyliophorus (ringed pipefish)
Lineage: Eukaryota; Metazoa; Chordata; Actinopteri; Syngnathiformes; Syngnathidae
Gene: ccnk
Product: cyclin K
Exons: 17
Coding region: 789-2363 (524 amino acids)
Biological process (GO): positive regulation of DNA-templated transcription, elongation; regulation of transcription by RNA polymerase II
Cellular component (GO): cyclin/CDK positive transcription elongation factor complex; nucleus
Molecular function (GO): cyclin-dependent protein serine/threonine kinase activator activity
Source: RefSeq, a predicted model, not a curated record
CGCGUGCACCUGCCUCAGCAUUAAGCAGCACUUACCAGGGUGGAAGAAAAGGCAUAAAGAGCUAUUACUGGAGGUAUUGAUUAGUAUCGAUCAGCACAUCACUACUACUACCUGGUAAAGUGAAGCUUCCAGAGGGUUCUGAUACGGGAUGACUUUCAUGGUUUUGGACUUGCUGCGAAGACAAGACCCAAUCUUGUGCAUCGUCUCGUCUCGUAAGUUGGGUGUCUGGUGACACCCCUACUGCAUAUACACAGGAACAGCACAGGUGGCUUACAAUGUUGACUUAUGGCCGACUUACUGGAACUUGAGGAAGGAGUAAGAAGAUCACGACUAUUUAUGUCAAGGUUUCAUGAUGUUAUUCCCGUUUUGUGUCGAGAUUGCAUCAUUUCCUGUGUACACAGGAAGUAGGAAGUGCCAGCCAUGUACACUAUCCAGCCAUAGGCAAAAAGAGGUGAUGAUGCAACGCCCCACUAAAGCAUUUCACUUCAGAGCAAUUUUAAGCCUUAAAGAGGCCACAAGGUGGCAGAAGUGCAUUUGAUGAAAGCUCGACAGAGAUGCAGGAAGGAGGAAGUGAGAGAGCAUAGAGAAUAAAAGACGCCGUCAGUGAGCUGCUUUCGCAGAGGAGGCCGCCUUCCGAGGCACAUUAGUCACCACGGCAACGAAGCCACAACACAAACGCCACCCGGGUGAAAGAGUGUCCUCUUCCGAAAAGGCUGCAAGCAAGCCGGAAGCUCCAGAGACUCCAGGUCAGCACGGCAGGCCCGUCUUCCAUCGCCUCCCCUCAGCAAAUGAAGGAGUCCAAGGACAACAUGUCCGCGAUGGGCCAGACCAUGUUGGACCACAUCAAGCCAUGCUGGUACUGGGACAAGAAGGACUUAGCCCACACCCCCUCCCAGUCUGAAGGCCUGGACCCUGGCACUGAGGCCCGCUACCGCAGAGAGGGGGCUCGCUUCAUAUUCGACGUGGGCACACGACUCGGCCUACACUACGACACGCUGGCGACGGGCAUCAUCUACUUCCACCGCUUCUACAUGUUUCACUCCUUCAAGCAGUUCCCCAGAUACGUGACGGGUGCCUGCUGCCUCUUCCUGGCUGGCAAAGUGGAGGAAACGCCCAAAAAGUGCAAAGAUAUCAUCAAGACGGCGCGCAGUUUGCUCAACGACGUGCAGUUUGCUCAAUUUGGAGACGACCCAAAGGAGGAGGUGAUGGUGUUGGAGAGGAUCCUCCUCCAGACCAUCAAGUUCGACCUGCAGGUGGAGCAUCCUUACAUGUUCCUGCUGCGCUACGUCAAGCAGCUCAAAGGGGAGAAGAACAAAGUGUGCAAGGUGCUCCAAAUGGCCUGGACCUUCGUCAACGACAGCCUGUGCACCAUGCUGUCGCUGCAGUGGGAGCCAGAGAUCAUCGCCGUGGCCGUCAUGUACCUCGCCGGCCGCCUCUGCAAGUUUGACAUCCAGGAGUGGACCGCCAAGCAGUCGUCACGCCGCUGGUGGGAGCAGUUUGUCCAGGACGUCCCCGUGGAGCUGCUGGAAGACAUCUGUCAUCAGAUCCUGGACCUCUACUCCCACGGCAACAAGCCCAUCCCUCAGCAGGUGCAGGAGAAGGAGCGCGGGCCCGCCUCCAUGCCACCCGCCCCUCCGGUGCCGCAGGCUCCGCCCCAGGCCGCCAACCCUCCCCUGCCGCCGACCAAGAAGACGUCCCCUCAGGGAGGCAGCCCCGCACGCCAGCUCAAACGCGCACACGCCUCCCCCAAGGAUGAACCAAAGCCCCCAGAACAAGUUGGAUCAAAGAUUCCUCGACUGGAGAGCCCCAUGCCCCCUCUGCCUACAUCACAGCCGCCCCCAGAGCGUAAACCCGCCGCUCCAGCCCCUCCCACCGAAGCAGAACCACAGAGCGAAGCUGUUCCCCCGCCCCCUAGCCAGCCCCCUCCCCUUCCACACCGGCCCCCACCGCCGCCGCCCUCCAACUACGUCAUGUCCACUACCAGCUCCUACAUGUCAGGGGAGGGCUACCAGAGUCUGCAAUCCAUGAUGAAGACUGAGGCCCCCUCCUACGCUCCGCCAAUGCCGCCCACUUACGCACCCCCGAUGCCACCCUACCACGUUUACCCUCCACCCACAGCUCCCCCGCCAGUCCCUCCCCCACCUGCCACUUACCCACCGCCCACUAUGCCUCCAAGCUAUCCACCGCCAGGUUACAACAGCUACCCACCACCACACAUGCCCCCCACCCAUGUACCCCCUCCUGGCAUAGGUCUCCCUCCGACCGGGUACCCGCCUCCACCCCCCGUGCCUCAAGGUCAACCACAGGUGCCCCUACCUCCGCCACCUGGCAUGCCCAUGAACCGUGGAGGGUGGAUGAGAUGACUGGACCCAAACAUCCCAAACGCAAAGCAGGAGGAGAUUCUAAUAUUGUGGUGGGAACAACAUGAAACAUGAAAUAUGAAAUAUGAAAUAUUGUGGUUCUGUCUUGGAUAGUCCACCUUCACAUGACGUGAUAUCAAACACUGGAUCAUCUAUUUUGUACAUGUCACACAUUCCUGUGCUCCUGUUUCACACCCACAUCUUUGGAUUUGUGUCAAAGUGGCACUUAGAAAAAUAAAAUAGAACUUUUUUUUCAA